Cuscuta campestris is the source of this 820-nucleotide messenger RNA. The record is from the annotation of a GenBank genome assembly. NCBI's taxonomy places the organism in Eukaryota, Viridiplantae, Streptophyta, Magnoliopsida, Solanales, Convolvulaceae.
AGAGUAGAUAGACCGAACGCAUAUACCCAACGCCGUUCCAGAAACGACCGUACUCUGCACCGAUGGCUGGCCUGAAUUGCUACCUUUCCGUCACCGCCACAGCCACACCCAUAUCUCAACGCUCAUCUUCAUCCGACCAACCGCCGGAGCAAAAGCAGCUCAAAUUGAAACUGCCGAAGAAUAAGCCGGCGAAACUAUCCGCUGUGGUGGCCCCGGCGGAGUACGGCGGCGCACCACCCACCACCAAUCCCAGAAAUUACUCGGGCGUCGAUGAUGACCCUCUCACCUCUGAUGAUUAUAUAUGGAACAGAAAUUUCGUGGGCCGCAUGAAGAUGUUGAUCCACAGAUCCAGGAUCCUGCUGAAUAUGGAUCCGGUUUUCCUUCUGAUCCUUCAAAGGUCUGAACUUUUUUAUUUAUUUGAAAGUAGUUAUAUGGGAAAUUGGUAAUAUUAAUGUUGAAUAAGUCUUUGAACAAGUCAGUAUUUUUAGUAGUAUUAUUGAAUAAGUCAGUAUCUCUUUAGUAAACUAUUUUGUCCUAUUCUUAAGGAAGUAGCUGGCCACAUUCUGUGGAUUUCCUUAUUUCUAGUAAAUCAGUUUGUAUCCACUUUCUUUGUUUUCACAGCCUAUAAAUUGGCUUUCCUAUGGAAUAAUAUAUUAUCAAGUUCUUCUCUGAUUCCUCUGUUGAUUUCCUGAGUUCUCCAAUUUAUAUUAGUUUCAUAUAUUUCUUCUUAUUAAGGUUGCUCACAACCUGUUUGAUAAAAGUUCCCAAAGAAACCCAGUCUACAUUUGGUAUCCGAGCCUCAUAAAUUCACUGCAGCAGC